AUGAAGUUAGACAGAAAGAAGGACUUCAAAAAAAAACUUGUAACUUGCUUCUCUCUACUGCAAGUGUCGGACCCCAUCAAGGUGAUCGUCGAUGAGACGUUCAUCCACCUGUGCAUUGUUCAUAAAAUUCCCAUCAAGGAGGAACUAGCCAAAUUAGUAAACAGGCAACUGAUGCUGAUGACCACAAAAUGCAUCUCCACCUGCGCCAAAAAAACGCAUAAUGAAGAAACGGCCUACGGAAUUAGGAAGAUAACUCAUUACAAGUGCAACCACAAUGGUGAUCAUGUGAGGAACUCCCUUAGCAUGUUUUUAAAAAAGAUGAAGGUUGAAAGGAACUCCCCCUUUUCGGUGAACAAUUUUUUCGAAAAUGAGGUCUCCGUGACGCAUAACUUUGACAGUGUGUGCAAUGUGAGGGGGCGUCCAGGAAGGGGGGAAGAAGCAAAGGGGGAGGAAGAAGUAUCCAAGGAGGAAGAAGCACCAAAAGGAGAGGAAUCACCAAAAGGAGAGGAAUCACCAAAAGGAGAGGAAUCACCCAAGGGGGAAGAAGCACCAAAAGGAGAGGAAUCACCCGAGGGGGAGGAAUUCCCAACUGGCAGAGAGACAGAGUGGCAAGUGGAGCUGACCGAUUCCAUGAAGUGCAUAAUCGAUUUGGUAAAAAACAACAACGAGAAGAAGUUUUUCGUGGCAACCAACAAUAACGAGUUGAGGUCCUUCCUCAGGAAGGUGUUCAUCGUGCCCAUCAUCUACAUCAGCGAGGGCGGCGCCAUCAAGAUGGAGAGCCUCUCCACGAAGAACACGAACAAGAAGGCGACCGUGGAGUUGCGCAAGAUGAAGAUGCUCAAGUGGGAGCGGGAGCUCAGGAUGUCGGAGCAGAGGAGGGACAAGGAUAAGGUGAAAAAGAGUGGGAACAAAAAUGGGAGGAAAAAGAAGGCGAGGGGGCGAAAUGGGAGGUAG
Molecule: messenger RNA, 954 nt
Organism: Plasmodium vivax (malaria parasite P. vivax)
Lineage: Eukaryota; Apicomplexa; Aconoidasida; Haemosporida; Plasmodiidae
Exons: 2
Coding region: 1-954 (317 amino acids)
Cellular component (GO): nucleolus; small-subunit processome
Molecular function (GO): small ribosomal subunit rRNA binding
Source: RefSeq, a predicted model, not a curated record